Messenger RNA from Aspergillus aculeatinus CBS 121060, 1362 nucleotides. RefSeq lists its product as uncharacterized. The transcript has 5 exons. The record is from RefSeq and is a predicted model, not a curated record. The coding region runs from base 1 to 1362 and encodes 453 amino acids. NCBI's taxonomy places the organism in Eukaryota, Fungi, Ascomycota, Eurotiomycetes, Eurotiales, Aspergillaceae.
AUGGGCACAUGGGGAGUACACCUUAUCAAAUUUGCUCCCGAUGAUUACGAUAACGCUUGGGAUGUGUUGGGGCUUAAGCUCAAGGAUCGCUACCCAAAGCAGAAUCCAGCAGCCUUUUCCGCUCCAAACUCUCUGCUUCUUGUUGACGAGGCACAGGCGAGCAACUUGAGUGGUGUCGUCAAGAAAGACAUGCGAAUUUGCCUCGUCUGUUCUUAUGGGAGUCCAACCACCGGCGUCGAGCCUGGUCCCUUUAUCCCAGCCGAAUUUACCACGAGCCAGCGCAUUACUAUCACUCCGCAACAGUUUCCAGGCUCCCCGCAAAUAGGCCUUUUUUACACCAGGCUCGAAUUUGACGACGCUGUUUCCCGAAAAAUCAAGUACCAGUAUCACGACAACUUCACUCUACAUGAGGAAGCCGGUGGCUAUAUAUUCUCUUUCACAAAUGGACAUCCCGGAGCUGUAAACGCGAUACUAUCCUACAUCUAUGAAUACUAUCGCAGCCCGAUUACACAUGGGAAACUACCCGUGAUGACGAAACAGCAUGUUAUUCUCUGCUUGAAAGAAGAUGAAGAAGUUUGGACGCAUCUCGCAUCUUGCUCUGUCGCUCGCUCUUUUCCGAAAGGCCCUAAACUGACACCUCGAGUUGUCAAUGUCCUUGGAGAUAUUGCGGAGCAAGGAAGCAUUGAAUGGGAGGAGAACAAUGAAGGGAUGGGUCAAUGUUAUGUGAACGGCUGGAUAUAUAAGACCAUCGUGCUUGAUGCCACUUGCCCUCUUGGAAAAGACAUGGUUGUUCUUCCGUCACGUCUACACGAGAAGUGGGUCGAAAAAUUUGUUGGCGGUAUACCAGCCUCUCUGCCCCUACGAUUUGAUACGCUUCAAACCCUUUGUUGUGAAGUCCUCGGUCGCUUUUCCGUCAUGUCUUUACGACGUGCCUCCAAGGGGAAGAAAAUGUCCAGCGCAUCGACAUAUAGGGCUGUGGAAGCUCAGUACCAAGACGAGUUCUAUAAAGCAUUCAGGUCGGUCGCUGGGCAGGCGGUUCCAAUUUGCUCGGAGUGGUCCAGAACGCAGGAUGGCAGAGUGGAUUUCUACAUACCCGAGAAGAAGUGGGCCAUCGAAGUCCUCCGUGACCACAGGAAGAUUGACGAGCAUGUCUCGAGGUUCCGCGAGGGAGGAGCGUACUAUGGCUGGAUAGAGGACGGCACAAUUCAAGAAUGGAUUGUCAUCGAUUGUGCGACCACUUUGCGUAGCAAAGUCCACCGUGAGCCAAAUCUCAUCCAUGCCAUCUUCCCAGCAGAUUACACAGAGUUACAAGUCUUUGGUCGGCAGAGGUUACCCAUAUAUAAAGCUCGCCUACAAAAUUGA